AUGACAACUGCUCCAGUACCACCUUCAAAUCAAGAACAAUUUGUAUUAGUAUUACUUGCAAUAUUUUUACCACCAUUAGCUAUAUGUUUUGCUAAAAGAUCAAUUUUUAAUAAAGAAUUCUUGGUUGGAUUAUUAUUAACAAUAUUCGGUCAUUUACCUGGUUUGAUUUUUAGUUUAUAUUAUCUUUUAUGUAUAUAUUUUCCAGAAAGAAGAGGUGAAGUUGAUGGUUAUACAACUUUAAGAGAUGAUGAAGAACAUAGAUUAGGUGGAGAUAAUAAUGGUAAUAAUAAUAGAGACGGAGAUAAUCAUAAUCAUAAUCAUCAUCAUCAUGAUCAUAAUGAUACUGAACAAAUUCAUGGUUUUAUUCAUCAUCAAGGUUCACCAAAUAAACAAUCUAAACAAAAACCAUAUAGAGAUAAUGUACCAGCUGGUGAUUCUGAUAAUAUUAAUGCACCUUUAUUAAAUGCUAAUGAUUUACCUGCUUAUGAUGAUAUAAUGGAUUCAACAAAUAAAAAACAUCAUCAUCAUGAAGAUAGAAAAUCUGGUGGAGAUAAUAAAAUACAACUUUAA
This is a messenger RNA of Lodderomyces jiufengensis, 570 nucleotides long. RefSeq lists its product as uncharacterized. The record is from RefSeq and is a predicted model, not a curated record. Bases 1 to 570 code for a protein of 189 amino acids. The transcript has a single exon. NCBI's taxonomy places the organism in Eukaryota, Fungi, Ascomycota, Pichiomycetes, Serinales, Debaryomycetaceae. Gene Ontology annotation, cellular component: membrane.